UUUCAGUAGCCGUCUGUGCCGCGGCAUGUGAAUUUGCAUCGGUUUGUUCACAUCAUUCGUGGACCCGGUGUGACAUACGUGAGUGCAUCGUGACCCCGGAAACAAAAACCGGAGACAAUCCUACAUUUGCAUCACUCGCGCUCAUCACCUGUCGCGGAUCUUCGAUUUUUCUUCCUUCUUUCUCACGCGAAUGGCAAAACUCGAGCUGCUACACGCGGAAAGCUUGAAGGCUCCAUCCGGCCACAGCAAAACACCAUGAAGGAGGUCCAGGAGCAACAGCAGCCGGAGUCAAUGGAAUCUAACGAGUCGGUUUCCGCCUCGAACGAGUACGCCUACCGACCGCUUACGACAAAACAUAGAAGGGCCGGAAGCACCGGAACCACCGGCGACGAGGAAUACACCACGGAUGAGGAUGAGCUGUACACGGACGAAGCUGAUUGCUCGAUCGGUGCGACGCUACAUCCGCCUCAUCCUAUUCUCAAAUCCGAUCUCGCGAGAGCAGCGACGGAUCUCUUCGGAUACGCCACAAAGCGUGAAGAUGAGGACGAAGAACCUACUAGUCUAUUCGACGAGGAUGACAACAAGUUCCUAGGUGAUAGUUCCAGCUCAACCAAAACAACUCCACUAUUUACGUACAACGAAAAGCUACAGGGUGUCUUAUCGAGACAUCGAAAUCCAUCGGAAGAAAAGAAGUCGGCAGAGCCUAGCGAUAAGUUGAAAUCUCAUGAGCUGGAAGUCUUGGAAUCUCAAGCUACGAGACCCUUGGAUUUUCGGUUGAGUGAAGCUGAAUCAAUGACAAAAGCAAAGAACGAGAAAAUUGAUGCGGAAUCAACGAAAAAAGACGACUUCCACGAACCGUCGAGGAGGUCUUCCCUUUCUAAAGAUACACAGCCGGAAGCGUCACCGAAGCAAGAGUUGUUGUGCGUUCCUAAAAAGAUUAGCGGCCCACCAUCGCCUACCACUCUACAAUGGGGAAGAGCAGUGGCCGAGGUGAAAGAACACGCGGUUGCGAAAUUGCAAGACGAGCUUAAAAGAGCUCACGAAGAAUUGAAAUUGAAGGAUGAGGAGGUAGCCAGACUCUCGCGCAUCAGACAGGAUGUAGAAACCGAACUCGAAGAACUCACUGCCAGCCUCUUUCAAGAGGCACAUAAUAUGGUUCGAGAAGCUAAUGUACGCCAGGCGACAGCGGAGCGUCUUUUAGAGGAAAGCCGCAUGAAAUCAGAAGUACUCGCAGCCGAAGUAGCAGCAUUGAAAACUCUGGUGCUCACAUCCACACCAUCGAGGCCGAAUCCCCAUUUGCAUCCUCAAAUUGACACAAAGGGUCGCGUUGGUAAUGGAGAGGAAAGUCAGCAGGGACUCUUCAUGAAGAAGCAUCGAAGAUCGCCGUCGCAUUUCAAUUUAAAAUAUGGUCGAGAGAACUCGCCGCCUGAAUCGCCGGUGAAAGAACAACGGCCGCCUUUGCCGAUUGACAAGGAGACCCUCGAGAAAGAUUGGAAGCGGGAUCGCGAGAAAGAAAAGGAAAAGGAGUGCAAAGACUUUGGUCUGGAAGUCGAUCCGAGGGUGCACACGGAGUUUCUCAGGUGGAAGGCAAAUCCUUGCGUCGAUAAGAGCGACGCCUUUGUUGCACGAGUAUUUAAAGAGGAUAUUGAUCUCUGCCUGGAUUUUCCAAAUAAGGAAUUGGGAGCCAAGGUCAGACAAGCCGUUUUAGAUGGCAUCAUUUUCAUCGAAGCGGUCAGCGAUAAAACGAAACUUUCUUUUCCCAAGAAAUGUGCGCUGCUAGAGGCUCCACGGCAAUGUCAUUAUCGUAUGCGACUUGGUGAUCAGGACAACCAAUGGUAUUGCAUCUCACAGAUCUGUCGCAAUCGAAUUAUAGCGGUGUGUGAUUUUCUUAAUUAUCUGAGAUAUGUCGAACGUGGUCUCGUUAAAAGUUCAGUUCAUGACGUUUAUUGGGAAAUCACACGGCUAAGAAAGGAAAUGGUUUUUGCACGAUUGGGUCUGGCACUAUCGUCUUGAGGUUCGCGUAGGCGGGAUGUUAUUUAGUCUCGAAACAAUUUGAUCUAAUAACUGCAAAUGCCUAGAAAUAGAAUCAUUUCGUAAAGUGUGCAGAAAAUUGAUAUAAUUUAGCGACGAUCUUUUGUCGUUUUAUCGGCCUUUUGCGCAGUUGAAGACGCAAAGCUGUAACUUUUGAGAUAUCCGAAGUCUCUCUAACUUUGUAACGUGAUUCUGAUAAUGUUUCCAAGAAAUUUACGUGCUGUUUAGGAAAUUGUAUUAUUUAUAACUACGAAAUAUGCAUAAUUUAUUCAUGGAACUUCCCUUUCCCGUUUAUGAAUAUUUUAUAGCGUGUUAACAAAUUAAAUCACUGCAUCAAGUUAUUUCUGUUUCUUAAUAUGUACAAUAUAGCUAUUCAGAAUUAUAUACUAUCAUAUAUAAUUUCUGUGGUGCGUUAUAUUCUUGCCGUAAAUUUCCUCACGUAAAUUUUUUCGAAACAUUGAUGUCUCUCGGCACCGUGACAGGUUUUAGAUUUAAUUUUUUCUGAACAAUUUGAAACGACAAUGAAGCUGAUUACAAGGCUGUGAAUGAUCUUGAUGUGCGGAUCAGAUAUUGUCAAUGGCUCUCCUAUACGAAAUGUAAAUAAUAGCAAAGAUUUUUGAGAUAUUGUAUCGCGUUUUUUCGAGAUUUAACUGGACUCGAACUUAUUGUUAGACUCGUGUGAAUUUUGACGCAGUUCAAGUUCUGAAUCCGUUGAUGUUUAUUCCAUAAGAUAGUUAAUGGUUAACAAUCACAUAAAUAUAUAUGAGAUCACUCUCUUUGCGUCGUGGUUUGGUAUUAACAUCGAAAAGAAAUAAUUUUGUGUUUACGAGUUAUUUAUAUUUAUAUUUGUGUUUAUGCAAAUUAAUUUUGUGAUUUGUUGUCAUAUUCAUUUUCUAUUAUUUUGUUAUGUUAAUUUAUUAAUUUUUAUAUUGCACUAAUUGCACUUUGACUAAUGGUUUUUGCUAGUGUUAUUGGUUGUUGAUUGUAUAAAUUUAUUAAUACUUGUAAAUGUUUGUACCGAACCUCGUGAUCAUAAAAUUGUCAUUUAGACUUGUUAGUUGAUACUCAUUGUUGGAUCAUAUACACUUUCGAUAUUAUCGCUUUUAGAAAAGAAUCACAUCUAUGUGGACCAUACGAAUCUCCAAGUUCUUAGUGUAAAUAGAAUUCAUCUAUUUCUAUCAUGUCGUACAAUGAUUCUACACAUCUAUCAUAAUGUGUCCGCCUAUAAAGGACACUUUGUUUCAACUUUACGAACAUUAAUCUGGCAUAGAAAGUACACAUUCUUUCAUAUUAUGUUAAUAUAUGAACCGAAACUGAUGUCUAUGUCAGUCACGUAUUUUCUGAUUGUAUAUACGAAUAUAUAUAUUUUCUUUACUGCGAAAAAAUGUUCGAAACUUUAAAUUUUGGAUCAACUAAUCGUCUUCUCGAGGCCAAUAAUCUCUGAAAAAGUGUUUCAGCAUGCGCGCGUGAUCAAUUUACUUUAUGAUUUAAAAUAUUAAAUUAUAAAAGCGACAUUAAUUAAUUAUGCUGUUGCAAAGGCAAUAUUAAUUUAUCAAUAAGAUUUUUAUAGACUCUGUUGUCUUCCAUUAUUUAUCACGUUUGAUAUAACAGCGAUGUGCUAAAGAAAACAGUUUAUGGAUUAUUUAAUUUGUUUAUUUUUUGUGUGUGAAAUAAUGCCAAACGUACAAUUUGUGACCAAUGACGAAAAUCUAUCAACGUUCCCAUGGAUAUCAUGGAGACGUAGAAAGAGAUUUCUUGUAAGCAUUUCUUGUGAAUAGAAAGUGUGUUAAUUGUAUAUCAAGUGUAAAUAGAAUCUUCUAUUAUAAUAUUACUUGAGACAGAAACUUGUAUUUAAAAACGAAAUAAAGGUCAUCGCCAUUGUAAAGA
Linepithema humile (Argentine ant) is the source of this 3918-nucleotide messenger RNA. RefSeq names its product guanine nucleotide exchange factor for Rab-3A-like. Gene Ontology annotation, cellular component: Golgi to plasma membrane transport vesicle. The record is from RefSeq and is a predicted model, not a curated record. Gene Ontology annotation, molecular function: guanyl-nucleotide exchange factor activity. Lineage: Eukaryota; Metazoa; Arthropoda; Insecta; Hymenoptera; Formicidae. Gene Ontology annotation, biological process: exocytosis.